Molecule: messenger RNA, 2053 nt
Organism: Cicer arietinum (chickpea)
Lineage: Eukaryota; Viridiplantae; Streptophyta; Magnoliopsida; Fabales; Fabaceae
Product: monolignol oxidoreductase AtBBE-like 13
Molecular function (GO): oxidoreductase activity; FAD binding
Source: RefSeq, a predicted model, not a curated record
UAAAUAGUAUAUAUUAACAUGUUAGUGAAACAAUUUAUCACAAGUGAAAAGACAGAUAAAAAAAACAUGCAGUUUCUGAUGUCCCUCUUAGCAUGUUUUGUGGUUCUGUUAUCAGUUUCACUCUCCACUUCAAUUCCAAUUGAAGAAACUUUCAAAAAUUGCCUAUCACUUCAUUCUCAAAUUUCAAACCAAUUUCCCUCUACUAUCUACACUUCUAGCAAUAACUCCUACACUUCAAUCCUUGAGUCCACUGCUCAAAAUUUAAGGUACUUGUUGCCUUCAGUACCAAAACCAGAUUUCAUAUUCACACCAUUCCAUGAGUCACAAGUACAAGCAGCUGUGAUAUGUGCAAAACAGCAUGGUAUUCAUAUGAGAGUACGUAGCGGAGGGCACGACUACGAAGGGCUUUCUUAUGUUUCUCUUAUUGAGAAACCGUUUAUGAUCCUAGACCUGGUUAAAUUUCGUGCAGUCAAUGUUGAUAUUCCACACAACACCGCUUGGAUUCAAACCGGUGCAACUAUUGGUGAAGUCUAUUACAGAAUUUCGGAGAAAAGUGCAGUCCAUGGCUUCCCUGCAGGCCUUUGUACAUCCAUAGGUGUUGGUGGCCUCAUUACAGGAGGUGCUUAUGGUUCUAUGAUGAGAAAGUAUGGCCUCGGUGUUGACAAUGUCGUCGAUGCUAAAAUCGUUGAUGCCAAUGGCAGGAUUCUUGACAGAAAAGCAAUGGGAGAAGACCUAUUUUGGGCAAUAAGAGGAGGUGGAGGAGGUAGCUUUGGAGUUAUUCUCUGGUGGAAGAUCAAGUUGGUUCCGGUCCCGAAAACCGUGACAGUUUUCACAGUAACAAAGAGCCUAGAACAAGGAGCAAACAAACUUCUUUAUAGAUGGCAACAAGUGGCACCAAAUAUUGAUGAGAAUCUCUUCAUCAGAGUCCUUAUUCAACCAGGCAAUAGUAGUGUUCCAGGUCAAAGAACUGUAACUACUUCUUACAAUGCUCUAUUUCUUGGUGGAGCUAACAAACUUCUCCAAGUUAUGAAGCAUAGUUUUCCCGAAUUAGGUUUGACAAGAAAGGAUUGUUUGGAAACUAGUUGGAUCAAAUCUGUGCUUUAUAUUGCUGGCUAUCCCAACGGAACACCCCCAGAAGUUCUGCUCCAAGGAAAACCAACAUCCAAGGCUUACUUCAAAGCUAAAUCAGAUUUUGUGAGGCAGGUAAUACCAGAAACUUCUCUCAAUACCCUAUGGAAAGUUUUUCUUCAGGACGAUGGCCCUUUAAUGAUUUGGAAUCCCUAUGGAGGAAUGAUGAGUAGGAUUGAAGAAUCCGCAACACCUUUCCCUCACAGAAAAGGAACUCUUUACAAAAUUCAGUAUUUAACUGGAUGGAUUGAUGGAGAAAAGAAUAUGGCAAAACAUAUGAGUUGGAUGAGGAAAUUUUACUCCUACAUGACUCCUUAUGCAUCAAAGUAUCCAAGGGAAAACUAUGUGAAUUAUAGAGAUUUGGAUAUAGGGAUGAACCAAAAGAACUGCACGAGCCUUUCAGUGGCUAAUAACUCUUGGGGUUAUAGGUAUUUCAAAGGUAACUUCAACAGGUUAGUGAAGGUGAAAACUAAAGUUGAUCCAUCUAAUUUCUUUAGGCAUGAGCAGAGCAUCCCUCCACUAAGAGUGUAAAAGGCAAAUAGAAGAGAAGAUCAAAGGGCACAGUACAGCAUUCUCUUAAGGCUAGGGUGCUAGAUCAAUUUUCAUUAUCACAAAUAUGGUUAAGUUAAAUUGUUUACAUGUUUGUAUUAUUAACUGAAGAGUAAAGAUAGAUAGUAUGCAUAUAUUUCUGUUCAAUAUUGUGCACAUUUAGUGCACUGAUAAGAACAUGGGAUGUUGCAGAUUUAUGAUAGUGUGCUAUUUUUAAAAUAAAUAAACCGGUGUGUUUGCACUUCAGUUAGGAGUGAAAGCAUUAGUACAGUGAAGUUGUAAUUUUAUUCUCAAAUAUUUUGCUAAUGUUUAAUAUUUUCCCUUAAAAAAGGAAUAUGGAUGGGACAAAGUUAUUAUCACCUAGUAUUUGCCAUCA